Messenger RNA from Prunus avium (sweet cherry), 1840 nucleotides. Its product is annotated as phloretin 4'-O-glucosyltransferase. Gene Ontology annotation, molecular function: quercetin 3-O-glucosyltransferase activity; quercetin 7-O-glucosyltransferase activity. NCBI's taxonomy places the organism in Eukaryota, Viridiplantae, Streptophyta, Magnoliopsida, Rosales, Rosaceae. The record is from RefSeq and is a predicted model, not a curated record.
UAGUACACAAAUCAUAUGCUACUUUGCAUGUGUAUAUUAAUCUCUCUGACCAAUCCACACACAUAAGACAUGCAUGCAGACAAGGCCCACAGAUUGCAAAUCACACAAAUAACCACGUCAUCUCUCUUGUCAUCAGCGUUUACAAUUCGUCACCACAGACGUCACUUUUCUCUCCCCAAUCCACAUUGUCUCCCUCUCACAUGUAUAUUAUCUUCAUACCCAAACAAUUUCACUUCAUUCAUCUAAGCCCACACACAAACGCCCAAUACUGUCUUCAGCCGAAAGAAAAAAAAUAAAAAACCCCCAAUAUUGUCCCAACAACUCCACUCUCUGCCGCGCGCCUCCACUACCGCAACGACCGCCAUGGUGCAACACCGGUUCCUCCUCGUCACAUUUCCGGCCCAAGGCCAUAUCAACCCUUCCCUCCAGUUCGCAAAGCAUCUCGUCCGCACUACUGGGGCACAUGUCACGUAUGUCACGAGCCUCUCUGCCCAUCGCCGCAUAGGGAACGGCUCAACUCCUCAUGGCUUGACCUAUUCGCUCUUCUCUGAUGGUUACGACAAUGGAUUCACAGUAGGCGAUGACGACGACCACUACAUGUCGGAGCUUAAGCGUCGCGGUGCACAAGCCAUCACCGACCUUAUUGUGUCUAGUGCAAAGGAGGGCCGCCCCUACACUUGCCUAAUAUACACAAUACUUCUCCCUUGGGCCGCGGUGGCUGCGCGUGAGCUCCACCUCCCAUCCGUGCUCGUGUGGAUUCAGCCAGCCACUGUUUUCGACAUCUACUACUAUUAUUUUAGCGGUCGCAAAGACCUCAUUCGGAGCAGUACUAGUACUACUCAUACUAAUGGCGCUUUAUGUUCAAUAGAAUUACCAGGACUGCCACUAUCCCUCGCCAGCCGUGACCUUCCCUCUUUCAUGGUGGAUUCAAAUCCGUACGGUUUCGCGCUUCCCUUGUUUGAAGAGCAAUUUGAGCUGCUCGAGAGAGAAACCAAGCCCAUCAUUCUGGUGAACACGUUCGAUGCGCUGGAGCCAGAGGCCUUGAAAGCAAUUGACAAGUACAAUCUGAUUGGAAUCGGGCCAUUGGUUCCAUCUGCUUUCUUGGACGGCAAGGAUCCAUCCGACAAGUCAUUCCGCGGCGAUCAUUUCCAAAAAUCAGAGGACUCUUCGUACUAGAGAAAAAGAAGAAAGCAAUGGACAAGAUAAGGAGGUCAAGAAGGAGGAAGAGAAACUGAGCUGCAGAGAGGAGUUGGAAGAGCUUGGGAAGAUAGUGCCAUGGUGUAGCCAAGUGGAGGUUUUGUCAAGCCCUUCAUUGGGUUGUUUCGUGACACAUUGCGGGUGGAAUUCAAGCUUGGAGAGCCUGGUUUCCGGGGUGCCUGUGGUGGCGUUUCCUCAGUGGACGGACCAAGGGACCAAUGCCAAGUUGAUUGAGGACACGUGGAAGAUUGGAGUUAGGGUGACACCAAAUGAUGAGGGGAUUGUGGUAGGUGAGGAGCUCAAGAGGUGCUUAGAAUUGGUCAUGGGAAGUGGGGAGAUUGGUGAAGAGUUGAGAAGAAAUGCUAAGAAAUGGAAGGGUUUGGCAAGAGAGGCUGUGAGUGAAGGUGGCUCUUCUGAUAGGAAUCUAAAGGCUUUCUUGGAUCAGAUAGAAUGAGAAAAACAAAAUGAAGAAAAAAGACAAAAUUAUGGUAUGGCUAAGAUGGAAGGAUAUGGUUAAGAUGGAAGGAUAUGGUCUGAAAUUAAUGAAUGGUUGUGAAUGUUUUGUCUCUAGACUGUAAUUGUUUUGUCAUUGUCAAUGUAAACCCAACCGGUCGACUUUAGUAAAUUGUCUUGUCAGGUUGCA